Messenger RNA from Xyrauchen texanus (razorback sucker), 11364 nucleotides. Its product is annotated as histone-lysine N-methyltransferase 2B-like. The transcript is spliced from 35 exons. Gene Ontology annotation, molecular function: zinc ion binding; 4 iron, 4 sulfur cluster binding; DNA binding. Gene Ontology annotation, biological process: positive regulation of DNA-templated transcription. Bases 4 to 8916 code for a protein of 2970 amino acids. Gene Ontology annotation, cellular component: nucleus; histone methyltransferase complex. The record is from RefSeq and is a predicted model, not a curated record. NCBI's taxonomy places the organism in Eukaryota, Metazoa, Chordata, Actinopteri, Cypriniformes, Catostomidae.
GAGAUGUCAUCAACUGAGACUAAAGAGGUUCUGGUUUUAGAGCCUUCGGUUAGAGAUGAGGCUCCUCGUUCUAUACGUAGGCGAAUUAAACGUGCCCGACGUAGACGAAGGGUUUUUAUUGGACGCAAGUUAAAAAAUCCAAAGCUGCGACAGAAGGAGUUGGUUGAGGUAGUUGAAGAUUGUCUACCAACUACUGGCUCUGAAGAAGGUGAGCCUACACUUGUUGGCAUGUUUUCAACAAAGUACAAGAGGAAACGAAUUUCGAGUCUUCAGUCCAUAGAGGGUAGAAUAAAAAGAGUUAAGCUCUUAUCCAAGCCAUUGGAGGACACCAGUGGAGAUCCUAUAUCUGAUCAAGUAGAAAAAGAUUGUCUGAACGAGAAACUGGACCAAGAUCAAGACAUUCAGCGCAGCAAAGCGAAGUUCAUGAAGAACAUACGACAUUUCAUAAUGCCAGUUGUGAGUGCCCGAUCCUCUCGGGUGAUCAAAACACCAAAAAGGUUCAUGGAUGAUGCUGGUAUGUCUGAACUGCCCAGAAGAAACUCCCAAAAGAAACUAGGUCUACAACCGAAAUCGAAGAAGCAAGAUUCUUGUGAAAGAGGCGAACCUGGAGCUCUUCAAUCUCAGGAUGAAGAUGAUCUGAGUGAAACUCAGACUGAUCUCGAUUUGUCUUCCAUUUGGGAAUCAAAACCUAAAUCACCUGUUGACACAGGGAGCCUCAUGGAAAAGCCAUCUGGGAAAAGACGAUCGCUUCUCAGAAAUCCUGGUUUCAAAUGGCAAGCCCUGGAGCCCACCAGUGCAGACAUUUAUACCUUCGAUGAAGACCUUGACAAAGAGUUGGAGACUUUGCUAUCAGCCAAAGAUUUUCCGGUGGAUACACUUCUUGAUCCACCCCAAAAGAAGAAAAGAUCCACAAAGUUCAAAGUGCAUGCUUCAAAAUUGAGGUUAUACAAGAAACUGAAACUUAAACAGAGCCUCGCAAGGCGUAAAAAGACUCCAACAGAUAAAAUGGGGAAAGCUGUUUCAUCCCCUCCUAAGGGACAGAAGAUAGAGUUGGAAGGAGCCAGUCUAAUACAAUCCCUUAGAGACAUGAAAAAGGAAAAAGCUAAACUUAAGAUUGAGGAUCUCAACACACCUGGGGUUGUUCGCAAGGUUUCCAUCUGUGUCCGAGCUCUGAGUUCCAAGUUGCUGUUGCAACACCAGACAAAAGAUAUCCAAGAGGAUGAACAGCCAGAUGAAUUCUCCAUUCAUACAGACAUUUCACUUCCCAAUAAAUGUAAAGACUUUGAGAAACUGCAUCUCACAGAAUCAGAUGGAAUUGUUUCUGAGGAAGCUGAGGAACAUGCUGUUGAGGAGAAGAAUACCUCCCAGCGUCCCCGCCUUACAGGAGCUAACAAGCGCAUGUUCAACCUCUUGAAGAAAGCCAAGGUUCAACUCAUCAAAAUAGACCAGCAGAAACAGCUUAAAUCAUCUGGGCUCUUGCCUGAGAGUAGAAUCACCUCAACAAAGAGGCAGAGACGAAAAAAGAAGGAACGCAUUGAAAAUGCCUGUCCUAACAAGACUGAUGCCUCUCCAGAGCAGGAGCCUGCCAGGGGAGGUCCUCGCAUUAAACAUGUAUGUAGAGCUGCAGCUGUGGUUUUGGGGCAGCCUCGUGCCAUGAUUCCUGAUGACAUACCCCGACUCAGUGCACUACCCCUGCAUGAGAGAUCAGACAUAUCCCCUUCACCUGCAGAAAAAGGUGUUGAGUCACACUCUGACCCAGAAAGCCCUGUGUUACAAGAACACAGGAAACCAAAGUUUCACAAAGGUAGAGCGCACUUGUUUGGGCCCCGGUCCCGAAGGUGUGGUGAGUGCAAAGGCUGUUUCCAUGAAGAGGACUGUGGCAAGUGCAUAAACUGCCUGGACAAACCCAAGUUUGGUGGUCCCAACACAAAACGUCAGUGCUGCGUAUACAAGAGAUGUGACCAAGUUGAGGAAAGGAAGGCCUUGAGGCUGAGUGGCAAGUUACAAAAAGGGCACAAGAAACGGCUUUCAUCGAUCAGUGUGGGUCACUCAAGUAAUGAAGACGGUGAGGGCAACGAUGGGAUUGGGCGAGCGUUUCCACCCUCUCUGGGUGACAGUCCAUCUGUGCGGAAACAGCCACGGCGACAUGUAAAACCACGUUCCUACUGCGACCUGCUGGAUUACGAUUCCGACUUCGACUGGAUUGGAGGUUCGAACUCCACCUCUCCAGCCCGCAGGAGAACUCCUGGCCUUCGCAAUGCAGAUUUUGUGUCAUUGGAUGACUUCAUUGGUGACGCUUUUGACGAGGGAGUGCGGCAUCGCCGGUCUGGCUUCCACAGAGGUCAACCUCUCAGACGUAAAGUAGAAAAGAGCCCUCAGGAACAGACUCCACCCAGCGUCCUUGCGGCACUUGCCAAUGGUUUUGAACAGAGAGAGCAGGAGACUGCUGAACCCACACACAAGAUCUGUGUCAAUUUUAAGGAGGACUGUAGUGUGCAGAGCGUGUGGGCAACAGGCGGUCUCAGUAUACUCACCUCUGUACCCCUCGUGCCCCAAUACGUCUGUCUGCUGUGCGCCAGUAAAGGCCAACAUGAGAUGCUGCACUGUCAGGUAUGCUGUGAGCCUUUCCAUCGUUUCUGCUUGGAGCCUUCUGAGCGCCCCCUGGAAGAGAACAAGGAGAAUUGGUGUUGUCGCCGCUGCAAGUUCUGCCACGUUUGUGGUCGCAAGAACAAAGAAUCCAAGCCUUUAUUGGAGUGUGAAAGGUGUAAAAAUUGUUAUCACCCUGCCUGUCUUGGUCCCAACUACCCCAAACCCAGCAAACGGAAGAAGCCCUGGGUGUGUAUGACAUGCAUCAGGUGUAGAAGUUGUGGUGUGACCCCAGGAAAAAGCUGGGACACAGAGUGGAAUCACGACAAGGGUCUGUGUCCUGACUGCACUAGAUUGUUUGAUCAAGGUAACUACUGCACCAUGUGCUUCAAGUGCUAUGAAGAUAAUGACUAUGACAGUCAGAUGAUGCAGUGCUCCUCGUGUAACCACUGGGUCCAUGCUAAAUGUGAAGGUUUGACAGAUGACAUGUAUGAAAUCUUGUCCAGUCUACCUGAGAGUGUGGUGUACUCAUGUCAGCCCUGCCUACAAGCACAACCUGAUGGAGGUGAAAUGAAUGGAGCAGGGUGGAGAGAACUGCUUGAUCAGGAGCUGAAGGCGGGUAUAGAGAGAGUCCUGGCUUGCCUGCUGAGCUCCACCUUUACAAAACACCUGGUCAUCUGCAAGCAGUGUUCGAUGUUGGGUUCUCCAAACAAUAGUGCUGAGGCCUUGCCUGUUUGCGACUUCCGUGCUGUGGGAAAGAAGUUUGAUGAAGGCUUGUACACAACCCUGACAUCUUUCCAUGAAGAUGUGGCUAAGGUCAUUCGUAAUCAUUUGGACGAAGAGGAAGCUCUACCAGAGGAGCAAAGACCCACUGCCCUCGCCCGCUCCUACUAUCUGACGCUCUUCGAGGAUGUUUACAGUUGGUUCAACAGUCAGGAUCCAAAAGUGUGGGAUCCACACUUCAAACAUCUGCCAGUUGGGAUGCUUUCACAUGCUGUGAUGCCGCCAAAUUAUGAACAUGUUUAUGCACAAUGGCGGGAGCGAGAUGGCUGUAGUAAGGUGUUGGACGACACCUUGCAUGUUUUUGGAGGACACACUGAUGUUAAGAUGGGGGAAGAACCAGAUUUGUCAACACCUUUGGGCCAUAGUCACUAUAUGGAGAUGAGGGCAUUAAGACUGAAACUGAAAGGCAAGAAGGGUCGACCAGCUAAAGCGGACCUGGACACCGGUUGGUCAAAAGAAGACGAGAGGCAGUGCGCUCUGUGCCAAAAAUAUGGUGACGCAAAGGCCAGUGAUGCAGGAAGGCUGCUUUACCUUGGGCAGAAUGAAUGGGCUCAUGUGAACUGCACCAUGUGGUCUGCAGAAGUGUUUGAGGAGGAUAAUGGCUCACUUCUGCAUGUUCACAGUGCUGUAGCACGAGGUCGUCUUAUGCGUUGUGAACGAUGUAACCGAACUGGGGCCACGGUCGGUUGCUGCCUUACUUCAUGCCAGAGCAACUACCACUUCAUGUGUGCCCGCUUCCGCAACUGUGUCUUCCAGGAUGAUAAGAGAGUCUUCUGCCACAAGCACCGUGACCUUAUAAGUGGAAAAAUGAUAUCUGGUCAAGGAUUUGAAGUACUCCGCAGAGUUUAUGUGGAUUUUGAAGGGAUAAGUCUUCGCAGGAAGUUUUUGACUGGGUUGGAGCCAGAAUCUAUCAAUUUAAUGAUUGGUUCUUUACUUGUAGAGAAGCUUGGAAAGCUAAAUGAAUUGUCGGCUUGUCAUGGAAAACUUUUCCCUGUGGGUUACGAAUGCUCUCGCUGGUAUUGGAGUACUGUAAAUCCAGCUCAUCGCUGCAAAUACACAUUUCGUGUUAGAGAGGUCCGACCACCUGUUCAGGAAAAACCAGUGGAAGAGUUGCCUUACCAGGGAGAAAAUUGCACAAUUGCUCACAGCUCAUACACCCACUUGGAAUCUGAAAACGCAGAAGUGGAUUUAACCUCCACAAAUUCUUCCACAUCUGUUUUUGCCAAACCGUACCUUGGUGCACGCCCCAAAAUCCCUACAUAUCCUCAGAACAGAAGACCUGCUGGAGGACUGUCCAGACCUCUGCCCUGUCCAGGAACUGCCCCAUCUAAGUCUCACCACAUCUUGACUAUCAGUGAUUUGGAUGACACACGAAGGCCACGACGCCAUAGCCCACACUCCCAUAAUAGUGGUUCCCGCAGUCACAUGACCUCCCCUACUCUUGGGUCCCCAGCGGGUCCAAUUGCAUCUAGAGCAGGUGGUUCCCUCCACUCAAAAACCUCCCAGCCUACCUCCCCAGUUUUCCCCCUUGGUGCUACUGAAAACCAGCUGACCUCUUCAUCAUCUCGCCCUGUUGGUCGAAGUGCUUCCUCAGUUCGGGGUUCUGGAAUAUUGACACCCCAUUCUACCUCAGGACUGCUCUCACAGUCCACAUGGCAAGGUGGCGUUGGCAGCACCCCUUGCACCAACCGAACCCUCACAUCUCCCACCCACCUCUCCAAGAGAUCACGGCCUUUUGAAUUCAAUCAGUUAGACUCUCUUGAACUUCCACACAAUUUCAUAGCAUCACCACAAGAGCAUCCAGCAGAAAAUGGUGCCUUUCCAUUAGGGGACUCUUUGUGUAGGCAAAAUCCUUACACCACCUUCCAUUUGGAGACAGACCUGACUGUAGUACCUGAGCUGAAAACUGAGCUUGAAAUUGGAGAAACGGUGCUAAAUGAGGGAGUUGCUAUGAACUGCAGUGCGCAAAUUGUAGUUGAAGGUGAAGACAACGAGGAGGACCUCUGGGAGCCGGAUGAAGAGAAAUCCACAAUGUCUGCCCAGAGAUUGUCUUGUACUGUAAACCCAAGGGAAGACUGGGGAAAUAGUUCCUCUGAUGAGGACAUGGAGAACUACUUCAAUUUCACUCGCACUGUUGUGACUUGCAAGGCUCAAAGGGAUGCCUCGCAAACACCUAAAUCUCCAUCAUUAAGGCAUAUUUCCCAACUUGAUGGUGUAGAUGAUGAGACAGAGAGUGAUACAAGUGUAGCUAAUAAUGAUAACCAGAGCAUGAAGAAGUCAAAUCAGGCCCAAAAGCCACAAAAAUCACUUAAUUCUGACCCUCACGAACAGCCAACCAGCAAUGGGCUAUGUUUUCCAAGUCCUGUCUCUGAUAUUUCAUCUAUUGGUUGUCGGUUAGAACCUGUGUCCAACUCUGUUGACACCCAUUCCUCAGAGGUUAAUGCCAAGCAAAAUUACUUUGGUGUAACUCAAACAUUGCAGUCAGACCCAGUGGUAGGUAUACUCCCACAAGACACUCAUUUUGUUGACCCAAAUAUGGCAUUUUCUACAUAUGGUAUUGAUUGCCAUGACACUAGUUUAGUUGUUGAGCCAGAGAUACCCUUGUUCCUUGAGAGAUGCGAUCCACCUUCACCCAAUGCACAUUUCACAGAUCUUGUCCCAGUUCAGGAAGAUUCUGUUAGUGAACCUCAAGAAUCUACAGAGUCAAAGGAAAUAUAUUUGGAUCCUAGUAGUGGGCACUUUGUAUCUUCUAUGGAUGGGUCUACAGUUAAUUCAAACCACUUGCCUGGGGAUGCUCCUGACCUUUUAACAGUGGGCCCAGUUAAUGGAAUUCAGCCGUUACCGCAGCAAACUCCUGUCCUUUACUCAGGGUUGCCCAAAUAUACAUCAUCUCCUGAACCUGUAUCUUCCAGCCCCUCUGUACAUGUUCCUUGUCCAACAUUCCCAAACCAGGCACCUUUAUUAAAUGUUCCCCUGUACCCUGUCCAAACUCCUGAGGGCAAGACAGUCUUGCCACCCAUGGAGAGUUUCAGAACCAAACUACAUCCACUUACAGACCCAAGGCAUCCCGCCCCCACAGUUUCUAGAGGGACAAUGCCAUGUGUUCCCACAAAUUUUCCACAGAAACCAGAGUCAAUGCUCUCCGUGCCAUCAGCAACUGGUGUGCCCUUUGGGACAUAUGGGCCAGUUUCAGGUACAGUGUCCGUUCCGCUGUAUCCCACAUACUCUCAGCCUAUUGGCUCUAGAACAGUCGCUGUAGUUUCCUCAUCCCCCGCGAUGACCUCCCAAUCUUCCUUGCAGUGCCAACCAAUGCCUUCUUCAAUUCAGCCAGCCUCUGGUCCAGUUGUCAUGAAUGGGUUCAACACAAUACCUAUGCAAAGAGAAACUGCCGUAGGACGGAGGAUUUCCAUAAAUUUCUCAACUCCCAGAUCAACAAUGGAACCCCAACAACCGUUGGUUACCCAAGCAUUACCAGGUCAUGCUAUUCUUACAGUAAAGGAAGUUGGUGGACCCAAUGUGGAUCCCACACCACAUAUUUUACUUGUUAAUCGUCUUGGUCAGAUUUUUGUCAAGAACCCCGAAAGUAACACCUUCCAGCUGCCAUCUCCAAAUUCCCCUUCUUUCAACUGUGUCACCCAAAUUGCCAGCCUCUUGCAAAGCAAUGCCUUGUCGGCAACGCUUGCAGCAGCUGGUAACUUGCCUAUAGUUGGAGGGGCAACUAAUCCAACCCAAGUCCCACAUAUUGUGACCCCAGUCGUACAGACCUCUAACGCCAUUACCCAGCUACUCACUACCAAUAACAAUGGAACAUCUUCAUUACCGGCAGAUACUAAGAAGCCACGCAGGUGUACCAAAGCUUCUGGAGAUGGUUCCACAUCAGGAAUAAAGAAGCCACGAAAUAAGGAGUCCUCCACACAGAGGAGGAUGAAAUCUGCUAGCACAACAGCCCCCACAAUCAAACAAUCUGCAGUGCAAAUAACAACCCCCUCAGAUGCAUCUAAACUAGCAGAAGGUGCCCAAGCUAUUAUCAACCAAGCUAUGGCUGGCUAUUAUGACCCCAACAAGACUGUUUCCUGUAUUCUUAGCCCAUCAUCACCUCGUAACACUACCCCUGUUGGGCAAACUCAAACAACGAGUUCUGUAGUUUUGCCCCCAGAUGUCCUUGUCAAACCAGAUGCAAUGACUUCCCCGCCAGCUAUACCAGAAGCAGCUCCUCGGCCAAAGCAGGUUCGAAUGAAAAGAGUGUCCUCUAUUUCUGACCGAAUUGCCACAAAAAAAUCAAAAGCUGACUUUUUAGAGCCAGACCCCCCUUGUGGAUUGGAAGAACCAUGCAAGUCAAGCUCUGUAUCAGCCAGGUAUGGAGUACGCAUAAAAACACCAACUGUCAAGGGAAUUCUUGAUUUAGACAAGCUAAAUGAAGAGCAAAGUAGUGACUCUGAGAGUGCAAGGCCUGGGCCUUGGGAUCGUCUUUCUUUGCCUCGAGGUGGAGACGGCAACAAACCAGCAACUUGGGAUUCUGCUAACCGCAGUGAACUAACUGACUGGAACAAAUACUCAGGGAUGCUGUCCUGCUCAGAUGACGAGAUGCCUCUCUCAGAGAGUGAAGAGCAGAGUCCUCCUUGCCAAGAUCAACCCCGCCUAUGCUUUGAGAUCAUAAGUGAUGAUGGCUUCAGUGUAGAGGCAGACAGCAUUGAAGUGGCUUGGACAGCUGUAAUCGAUGGUGUGCAGGAGGCCCGUGCUGUUGCUGGUCUGAGACAGCUGUCUUUCUCUGGGAUGACCGGGGCUCGUAUGAUGGGAAUGCUGCAUGAUGCUGUAGUCUACCUGGUGGAGCAACUCCAAGGGGCCAAAUGCUGCCAACGUCAUACCUUCCGCUUCCAUAAGCAGGCUAGUCAGGAGGACGAUUUACCCAUUAACCCAAGUGGCUGUGCUCGCUCUGAAGUCUAUCUGAGGAAGUCAACCUUUGAUAUGUUUAACUUCCUGGCGUCUCAGCACAGACAGCUUCCUGACACUGGCCUUUAUGAUGAGGAAGAGGAUGAAGUUCUUCUCAAAUCCACAAGGCGAGCAACAAGUUUGGAGCUUCCGAUGGCUAUGCGCUUUAGACAUCUAGAGAGAACAUCCAAAGAAGCCGUUGGUGUUUACAGGUCUGCAAUCCACGGAAGAGGACUUUUCUGCAAGCGAAACAUAGAGGCAGGAGAGAUGGUCAUAGAGUAUUCAGGCAUUGUCAUUCGUUCGGUUCUUACAGACAAGCGAGAGAAGUAUUACGAUGGCAAGGGCAUUGGAUGUUACAUGUUCCGCAUUGAUGACUUUGAUGUUGUAGAUGCCACAAUGCACGGUAACGCAGCACGCUUCAUCAACCACUCCUGUGAACCAAAUUGCUACUCUCGAGUCAUCAACGUGGAGGGUCAGAAACACAUAGUCAUUUUUGCCUUGCGGAAGAUCUACCGUGGAGAAGAGCUGACAUAUGACUACAAGUUCCCCAUAGAAGAUGCCAGCAACAAGCUCAGCUGCAACUGUGGUGCCAAGCGUUGUCGACGCUUCUUAAACUGAGCUGAAGUAGACCGGUAAAAACAUUGGAAUGAGGCUUGAUGGGUAAAGGGGUUCCAAGCAAAAGGUGAGAGAGAGGUACAACAUGGCUAAAUGUAGUCAACCCUUCGAUUUGGAGGUCCAUCUAGAGGUCUGAUGGCACAUAUUAGGAGAUUUCUGGAGAAUUGGAAAGGAAGACUCCAACUUGCAAGUGUUUCAGCUCAAAAAUAUAGAGUUUUGUGAGGAGAGGCAACAGAGAACUGGAGGGCUAGCUUUUCUCAGCAGAAAAGAAACAUCAAGCAUUACAAGGACAUUGUUAUUCGUUGAUUGGCAGAGUUGAAGUGUAAUUUGCUGCAAUUUUGGCAACUUUUUCAUUUUCCAUGAACCUUUUUAAAGCUGAAUGUUUUCGGCAGGGCUGUCUUAGCAACCAGUUUCUGAACAAACCUUUAAACCCAAAACAAUGAAUACCCCCCUCCCCUUUUUCCACUAGCCCCACCUUAAUGUGUUAGAUUCUCAAGCUCAUGUGCUUGACAAACAUUUUAUAGUGUGGACCACAUAGUGUGCAAAAACUUAGUGGCAGUGAAGAUACUUGUAAAAACAUGCAUACUACUAAUUAAAUGAUGUAAAUGUAUAAUUGAGAACUGUUUAUCUAUAGUUUUAAUUCUAGAACACACAGUCUUGUGUUUAGCUGAGAAAGACUCAAACUGCUCAGGACAACACUGUAUAACCCCUUAGUAUAACCCAUCAUUUUACUUCUUGUGCAUGGCAGUCGGUAAUGGACAUGUUCAUUGCAUUUCACUGUGUCUCUGGAGAGCAUCUUUGCUUGAAAAAACCUACUACCAUUUUUUUUAAUUAUUUAUUUUUGGUUUUCUGACAGGUGUAACGGACUACUUCAUUCUUUUCACAAAAGCUUAUUCUUUGUUUUUUGCGCUUGUGGUGUGGCGUAAUACUGUAAAGUUUUUUUUUUUAGUUUAUUUUUUAAACUCGUCCAUUUGAAGGCCUCCAUGGUGCUAAGCCUAACGUGAGUCCUGAAGAGGAAAAAACUUAGUUCCUCUGUCGUGUUAGAGAACUGAAAAAGUACAUGCUGUAUUUAUAAUGUCUGGAACUAUAAAAGCAAGCGGAAAAAAACUAAAACAAACCUUGUGCCCAUAUAUGUCCAUUGUGUCUUUAAACAAGCAAACCCCAUUCCGAAUAUUCAGACAGUGACAUUUUAGCAUGUUUGUGAUCUGUACGUCUGAGGAUUUCAAUUUUUUUUUUGUGUCAAUACAGAAUCAUGCCUGGAGAGUAUAUAAAUAUUUUAAUUUUUUGUUGUAAAGUAGAGGACACUACUUAAGCUAAUUGUGACUUCUAAACGCAUCCUCUUUGCAUCACAGCUUCUAGAGGUGUGAUGACAUCAUGCAAUAAAAUAAUUUCUUUGCCACAAUUGCACAUACAAUUGGAGCAUUAUCUUGGGAUUUAGAAUGUUUAAAUGUGUCCUAUAGAUAUAGGACUGUAUACUGGUGACUUACAAAAUCUCAUUACUGCAUUAAACUGUGCAGCAGAAAUAUAUCUAUAUAUAUUUAUAGAAGAGUUAUUGAGAUGUGACCUGGCACUCAGCACCUUAGAGUUUGCGUAAAUAUUGAGUCGGUUCCGCUACUCCAUGCUGAAAAAUCGACACGCUGAUGCCAUUGUUCAUUUCAUAAGAGUAUAAAGAAUUGCUCAAACUGUAGGAGUGUUGUAUUUAUUCCAUUAUGUCUUUAUGGGGAUUACAUACCUAUAGAUCUUUGCUUCGGAUGUGGCCAAGGUCUUAUCGGAAUUUUCUUCAGGGUUUUUCGUUGUUUUUAACCUUUUUCCGUUUUCUUUCUUUGAACAUUGUUUGAGGAUGAGUUCUUGCAACGUGACCUUUUUAAGUGAUGUUUUGAGCCAGCUGUAUUUUUUUUAAAUGUCGUGUUCUUAGUUGUUUCUUUUAUUUGGCUUAGUCAGAGAUAUUAACAGACAUUAUUACAUCCUGUGCGCUUAACAUCACGUUGUCGUCUCCUGCUUUAUUUCCUUUUAAGGGGGGUGAUUGUAAUCAAGAACCUGAAAUUUUAUUUGAACCUCCCAGACUUGCAAGGAUUCUACCUCAAGCUGUUCAGACAAUAUCAAGUAAUACUAAUGCAAAACUAGGUGAGAAUAGAAAAUCGCUUGAUAUGUAUUGUCAUGCAGAGUUGGCUUGUGUGCAAUGAAGGAUGCAAAGCACUAGUCAGGGCCUCCUGUGAUGAUGCGUCUCCUAGAGCUUAUUGGGGAAAAUCAGUCUGUUUCUGUGUAGGUUAUUUUAAAAAACAUGUUGAAAAAGACUUAAAAAUGAAAGAAAAAAAAUUUGUCUUUGCUACCUUGUACAAAUGAACCCUCAGUUUGUAAAUAGUUGUAUACAUAUUUCUAAACCUGUUUAAUUUUUCUAUGCACUUUUUUUUAUUUAUAAUGUUUUUUGCUUAAUAAAAUGUACAAUGUUUG